Messenger RNA from Panicum virgatum (switchgrass), 1257 nucleotides. Its product is annotated as telomerase reverse transcriptase-like. Gene Ontology annotation, molecular function: telomeric repeat DNA binding; telomerase RNA binding. The record is from RefSeq and is a predicted model, not a curated record. Gene Ontology annotation, biological process: telomere maintenance via telomerase. Lineage: Eukaryota; Viridiplantae; Streptophyta; Magnoliopsida; Poales; Poaceae. The transcript has 5 exons. Gene Ontology annotation, cellular component: telomerase catalytic core complex. The coding region runs from base 85 to 840 and encodes 251 amino acids.
GUGCGUUGUGCCCGCAGCGCGUGGUUUUCUUGUUAUCUUUCUUGUUUCCGCUGCCUGUCUGAGGUUUACUGGUUCUCUGCCUGCAUGUUGCUCGACGAGCAGCUCGUUCGGGAGACGAUCAAGUCCAUCAUGGCGGACCGGGCAUGUACAACGAAGAACGUCAUCUGCACUGGUUGCCGUGAGGUUGGCCAGACUGGAUGUGUCAGUGAGCUUGUUUCUUCUUCGUCUGGGGAUAUUCUAUUGCAUAGGAUUGGAGAUCUACUCAUGUGCUAUAUUCUCAGGCAUUCGUCAAUAUUUUUGCCUGUCAAGAAGAGUACUUUUUUUCGAGUCAGUGGCCUCCCGCUUAAUGUUCUUUUGCAAAAGUCAAUAUCCACGAGUACCAUGGGAAAAAAUCGACGACCCCAAUCCACAAAACAAAGGUGUCCCUUGUUAUAUCUGUGCCAUAACCCAGACAUUGGCUGUGUCAACAAUUCAAAAGCUGCAUCCACUUCUCCAGACACUAGUACAUGGAAAUUUGAUACUCUACAAAGCUCUGGAAGUUAUGAUACUGCAAAAUUUACAGAGCUCAGUUGUUUAAGUGAAGGAUGCAAUCGUUCUGAAUAUCCUCUGACUAAUGGAUCAAUAAAGUGUUCCAAUUUAGAUAAUCAGAAUCCUAGGAAAAGGAAAAGGCUGUACAGUUGGCAACGCCACAGCAAACAGAAGCAGAUUUGUUCUGAGGACAGGUUGUCAACAUGGAGUAAAAAAAAUAACAGUGAUCUCAUGGUCCAAGAUGUUUUAUUGAAGAACUCGUGUGCUACAGUGGUUGAUGAAGUGCACCCUUCGCAAUUUGACAGUGGAUAAAAAUUCUUUAGCAAUGGGCAGCGAUGUAAAUAGUUCACUUACUAAAGAACCAUGUGGUGCAUUGUUCUAUGAAAAGCCACCAAGUUCCAUGUUUGGUAUUAGACAUUCCAAGGGUCACAGUACAUCAAGAAUCCAAUCUACAUGCACACAAGUUGGACUUCCCAAUUUCUUCCAUAUGACUAGUGGUCCUAUAUGCUUUGAUUGCUUAAUACUGAAUUCUUCCAAAAGUGUAUCAGUAGAUUCUUUGAUAUCAAGACAUGCUGUCUUCUAUGACAAAAGGACUUCCUAUAACACCUUCCAUGGCAAUCGUAUCCUUUUGCUAUUUUCUACUGGCUUACACUUCUAGAGUGUGUUGUUAUUGUCUCUCUGAAGGCAAUCAUUUGAAUAGCUUUAAAUGAAAAAAGCCCAAGUUACUUC